Molecule: messenger RNA, 582 nt
Organism: Canariomyces notabilis
Lineage: Eukaryota; Fungi; Ascomycota; Sordariomycetes; Sordariales; Chaetomiaceae
Exons: 3
Coding region: 145-489 (114 amino acids)
Source: RefSeq, a predicted model, not a curated record
CGCACCUGGCCGGGCUACAAGGAUGUUAGCUAUGUGAAGGUCAUAUGACCCGGUAGCUCAACCACAUUUCAGCCUUCAAACAGCAGCUGGGACGCGGCACGAAAGCCCGGAUGAACAUCGCCGACUUCGUUGCUAACGCCGCCAAUGUUGUCGUUGAAAUGCCUGUCGAAUCUCUCUCCCGAACAAUCUACCAGACGCUCAAGCUCCCUAACAGAGUUGAGGCCCUUUACACUCUCCCGGCAUCGUGACAUCUUGCCAAGUCCAAGAACUAUCAUGCCACAAAGCUGCCACUCGUCAUGUUCCCACCACGAGGCAAAGGAAGAGCAAGAUGCCCGCGAUGCCCGGCUAGAAUCCUUCCAGGCCGAACCGGUUCGCGAUGGGAACAUCCUCGCAGAGGUGCCUUAUCGCCCCCUAGACCCGUUGGCCAGCCCAGAAAGGAUGGAUGAAAAGAUUGAAGAGAUUAUGCAGCCCUUCGUUGAGAAUAGAUAGCGUGACUUGCGUAGUCGUUGAGUUUGACUCCCAAUCCCCACGACUGGAACAGGAUAGGGUCGGAGAAAGGCCCAAGGUCCCGAGGGAGCGGUA